ACAACCACACGUGAGAGGCAACGGGUGGCGGGGGCCGCUUGAUUGAGGGAGGCAAGCGCCAGAGUUAAGAGCUCCACUUCGGGGCGCUGCAUUCACGCGUAGCUCACGCUUGUGACUGGAUGUACGCGAGCUCUUCACAAUGUUGCUGACACGAAGACUUUUGACAAUGUCGUAGACCUCACUGUUUGCCGGACAGCUGGAUGACCUGAUGAAUGACUUGGUGGAUCUAGACUAGAGUCGGAUGACGUAAUAAUUGCCCUGGUGGAGUAUAGAAUAGGGAGAGUCUGAAGUUUUGAUUUAUUAAGGGAGGAACCUCUAGUUAACUAUGGAGAGUCGAGUUCACCCGGAGGAGUGGACAGGGACACUGCAGGAGGACUUCAGCUUGUCCACCCACCACGUGAUCAACUUCUCCACCGCCCUGUACCACCCAUGGGGUAGCCAGACCGGAAGUGCUGCAGCCGCCAUACUUUACACGGCAUGGAUCUCGGCUGCCAACAUUUUUCUGAUCUUUCUCCUGAUCACGAACGUCAAACUGCUCAACAGCAGACAGAAUAUUGUCAUCCUACACUAUGCUGUCUCAGACCUGACUGUUGGAGUCUUCUACUGCCCUCUGACGGCCGACUUCUUCCUAAGAGGGUCCUGGGCCCAUGGGUGUGGCAGUUUUUUCGUCUGGUUCACAUUCGUGUUCCCCUUGACCUUCUUAACUACUCACUCAGUGUUCCUCCUGCUCAUGAUGAGGAUACUUCCUCCUUGUUUCAGGAGAUAUGGUCUGGUGGUGAAAAAUAUGGCCAGGAACUGUGUCUUUUCAGCGUCCUUCAUAGUCUUGUGGGCUUACCUGGUCGCCAUUGUUUCUGCCCUGAGCGCCGGACGACAUGAAAACGUGCACAUCGCCAUAGCGCCCGGUGUCGUCUGCAAAGCUUUGGUGGCUACCCAUGGUGCAAUCAUUAUCAACGUGCUGGUCUACUUCCUGCCGGCUUCCAUGUGUCUUCUGCUUCUGCUGCUAGUGGCGAUUCGUGAAAAGACCUUGAUCUCAACACCCAGUGUCCAGCUGACGCUAGAGGCCAACACAGAACAGUGCACACCUAUACCGCUCCACCUCCUGUCCCUACUCACCAUCCUGACGUCACUGCUUCCUCUCCCAGCGUUCCUCAUCACCACCGCCAUGGCCCGAGGCGUCUGCUCGUCUGUCGAGUGCCUGGCCUGGCUACUUCCGCUGGGAACGGUCGCCGAGUGGGUGCUGUUUGCCAAGUCCGGCCUCGUCCCCUUGGUCAUAUUCAUGGCUCCCGACUUCCGGGCCGCCAUUGUGGGCGCUCUUCACCACUUCCGGCGAGUACCCACUUCUGACACGCGAGAUCUUGUUACCAACAUAGAAGACCCAGAAGAGGAUGGGCCAUUUUCAAGUAUAUAAAUAGAGCCGUCUGCUAAAUUCUUUUCUUUUCCCCAUAAACCAGUCGGUCUGUCUUGGUCUCUAAGUGCAGUAUCUUAAUAGAAAAUAUCUUUCAAGAUCAUAUUGAAGAUACACUAAUGAUAUCGAUCAAGUUAGAUCGUUGAAGACUAAAACAUAUUCAACCUUCUUAAAAGUAUAUAAAGUGAACGAUAGCUUUUACUAGAGACGGUAUGAAAUUAUGACAUCAUCAGAAGAUGUAAAUCUAAACCAAGAUGUAACAAUACUGUGAAGAUCAAUCUGGACAUUAUAUUCAAAGCAUUUCGAUUCUUGAAUUUGAAUUUUCCGAACUUAAAAACAAGAAAUGAGAAAGAAAUGAAACAAAAAGAUGACUAUCAUAAGAUUUUUUCAGUAACGGAACACUUCCGACAUUCUGAGUAUUUACAGGAACACUUUGCUUGGUUUUUUUUAGAGAGAUUAAUUCACGUGGUGGUUUAAUAGGUAAUUAUUCCAGUUGUUGGCGGAACAUCUAUUCACGCCUCUUUGGACACUAGGGUUCCGUGGAACAUGGUUUGGUAAGCACUGCUUUAGAGGAUUGGGAAGAAAAACUCAAAUGUUUUUUGUGGAAACGUAAAACCAACGGAUCAAAAUAUUUGGAAUGGUUGUAUGGUUUAAGUUUUAUUUGUCACGAGCUUUUAUGAGCUGGGUAUAAAAUACUGUAUCUGGUUAAAGACUUAAUAUUUGUUUGUAAAAAUGUUUUACAUGUUUCGGAUGUUCCUUCAGAGUUGAAGAUAGUUUACUUCCUAGUCCUAACCUCCCGCAGGACGACGGGAGAAUGGGAGCGGGCAGGGUUUGAGCCCGGGGCAAUCGAUAAACCCAAACGACAGUCCAGCGCGCAAACCGCACGGCCAGGCAGCCAUCCAUGAUGGCUAUUAAGGUUGAAAAUAUGGAAUACUAGGGGCGAGAGAAAAGAACAAAGGCUGGUAGAAAGUGUGGGAGAAAGUGUGAGAGAAAGUGUCUGAGAGCGAGAAAGACAGAGAGAAGUGCUUUUAUUUUGAAGUACUCUAAACUGUGUUAAAUAACUAUUUGACAUUUGUCAUACUUUGACAUGUCAUUUUAAUAAGACCAAUAAGGUUGCUUUCGGUUGUUAUCUGUAAGACGAUUACUUGUCUUUUGUUGAACUUUUCCCCAUGUGCUGUACAUAU
Biomphalaria glabrata is the source of this 2589-nucleotide messenger RNA. RefSeq lists its product as uncharacterized. The transcript has 7 exons. Gene Ontology annotation, cellular component: membrane. Lineage: Eukaryota; Metazoa; Mollusca; Gastropoda; Planorbidae. The record is from RefSeq and is a predicted model, not a curated record. The coding region runs from base 326 to 1408 and encodes 360 amino acids.